Messenger RNA from Capsicum annuum, 1268 nucleotides. RefSeq lists its product as uncharacterized. NCBI's taxonomy places the organism in Eukaryota, Viridiplantae, Streptophyta, Magnoliopsida, Solanales, Solanaceae. The transcript is spliced from 5 exons. The record is from RefSeq and is a predicted model, not a curated record. Bases 126 to 1004 code for a protein of 292 amino acids.
AUGUAUUUACUCUUAUUCUUAUAUACUCUUAAGCGGUAUAAUUCCAUAACUCAUGUUUCCAAUCCACGAAGCUCAGCAAGAAGCGUCUACAGAAAGCUUCACUUAACAACAAAAAAAAUACUGCUAUGAAUUCUCCGAUCAAUUACGCCAUCGAUGAUAAGGACCUAGACGACGACGCAUUAUGGGCCGUCAUCGAUUCCGCCGUCGCCGCCGCCGGAUCCUCCCGUACCUCCUCCUCCUCCUCCACCACCACGAUGGUCUCUAAGUACCGUAAACCUCUACCUUACAAUCACUCUCCAAUUAGACCAUUUGCUAUUUCAAAUCCUUCUCCACAAUCUACGGUUCCGAAAACUUCUAGAAACUUCCAGAAUUAUGACGGGGAGGUACUAAAUCAACGCCCGCAGAAAAUCUCCAGAUCAGAUAAUGCUAGCUGCGUUAGUCCGAAUCCGAUGGCAGUAGUAAAGCACGUGCAGCGCACGUCGUCUGUGACGAAUUAUGAUCAGAGCUAUAAUAGUCGGACUGGUUCGGAUUGUUCACCGGUGAAUGCGAUGAGUCAUGGACAAUGUGAGGAUAGAGAUGGAAUCACGAGGCAUAGUUUGGAGGGUAGAUUUCCGUCGGUUUCGCUAUUUAAGGAGUAUCAAAAUGCAGCGAUGGCGAUUCUUGAGAAAAGUGACUACACUAUGAUUUCUGGACAUCCCUUCAUCAGAAAAACUGGUUGGAGGAAGAUAUCCUUUUACUUCAACUUAUCGUAUGAAAUUAAAGACAAGACCAUCGAGUUUGAUGAGAACCGUAAUGUCUUGCGUGCUGAAUUUAUAGUCCGGGCACACAUGCAGGGUGGUAGGUUCUCAGAUGGAUGGGGUUCAUGUGAGCGCCGGGAGAAGAAGUUUCUAAAACCAAAUCAUGACAUUCCCAGUACAGCAGAAACUAGAGCCAAAAAUAAAGCAUGUCAGGACUUGCUUGGAAUUGGAGAAUAUCGACCUGGUGGGAGCCAGACUCCUAACUAGUAAAACAAUCAUAUAGUAAGUACUCCAUAACUUUCUCUUUAUCCAAGUCAUUUGUAGUUCCAUUAUCCAAGAUUGAGAGUAUUUGCUAUACGAAAACCCAUGGAAACAAUAUAGAAAGAAAUCGUAUUACUCUGUAGUACACUCCCAGUGUGCUUGUAACAUCUAAUGCAAACAUAUAGUGACAUGUAAUAUUUUUAGUAGUUUACCUAGUAUUCACAUAGUAUCUUAUUCGUCAUUUUUAUUACUACCCGACUGUUACUUCGA